AUGUCAGAGAGUGGCUGUGAUAUGUUUCUGGCCAGGAGGGUCCUGGGUCUAUUUAUUCUCCUCUGUGUAGCAGAGCUGCAUAACAACACAACAGCCACUAAUAGUCUGAUCACACAGCCAGAGAAUCUAAACAACCCUAGUGACCAGCCAGACGGACAGGAGGGAGGGAGGAAGAGACUGAGGGAAGAGAGAUAUAAUAAGAGAGAUGGGGAGAUGAAACUACUUGAGAGUGUAAAUAUUCGCCUAGUGCUGCAAUUCUUCAUACGUGACUAUUAGAAUGUUUGAUUUAAGAGGCCUGUCUUCCUGUUUUUCAUUCCGAGGCUACAGAAGACACUGGUCGUGUUCCAGGCAGACUAUACAAUGCAGUCGCCUGCUAGAUGUCAUAUCAUAACUCCAUUUGUAGCUGCAUGCAGCUCGACUGCGUUUGCACCAGGCCCAGCUGAAUAGAACAUGGUGGAUGGAUGAAGCAAGCAAGGCCUGUGUGUGUUUCUCACAGAGCUGCAAUACUCUAGCUCAGCGGAGGCGGAGGGUCAUAUUUACUGUAUACACAGUACCAGAUAUCAUCAUCAUCAUCAUCAUCAUAUUAGCCUUCAACCAUAUGUUGAUUUAAGCUGAUAAGUCACCGGCUAUAGUUGAGGGUUGUGUACUAGCGGUAUGGGUUUGCCCCUACAACAGGGGGAGAGAGAGGAGGGUAGGGGAAUCGUGGGUUUAUGGGUUUGCCGCUACAGAGAGAGGGAGAGAGGGAGAAAUAGUGGGCCUAGAUGAGGGAUAAAGGAAUAGGGGAGGGGAAGAAAAUACAGAGGGUUCCUCAGAGUGGGAGUAAAAAUAAGUUCUCAUUGCUGAUUUCCCACGGAUGCUGGGUCCCAUGACUUUGUCAGAGAGUGGGAUUGUGUUUUUUUCCCCCCCUCAGCAUUCUGUUUAGUUUGGUGUGUUUUCCCUAAAGUGGUGUGACCAGUGGUUGGAGACAAGAAGUGUUUCAACUCUGGGAACCAAUGAGAGAGGAGCUGGACCAUAGUCACCAUGUGCGUCUACUGUCCUCCUCUCUCCCAGAUGUGUGUCUGUACAGUAUGUCCUGCUGUGUGUGUGUGUGUGUGUGUGUGUGUGUGUGUGUGUGUGUGUGUGUGUGUCGGUUCUGCUGCAUUAGCUCCAGCCCUGGUUCUGGCAACGCUGUUGAACUGAGACAGUCUGGCACAGUGCUUGGCUGCUGUUAAACUUCAUAAUGACCCAAGUUGUCCUCACUUCAGACACCCUUGGUGCACAUAGUCGAUCUUUGGAAUUGAAUCUCUUUAAUUCAUCAACUCUUUAAUUUCAGACUUGAUCCAGCAGGAGUGCGAGUGAGAGGUGUAAGGGAGGAAUAUUGAAUGACAGAAUAUUACAAAAGGAGGUGUAGUGUAACCAAAGGAAGAUAAGAGGACACUACAUAAGCCUGCAUAUCAGACUCAUACUGACAGAUGUGAAGAAAUAGUGGCCUGACUCUUGACAACGUUGUUUGUUUGUUUGUUUGUUUGUUGAUGCAUUGCCAAGGUUAUAUUCGCUCUACAGUCCCUUGACAACAGUGCAAUUUACAGCCGGGCCAUAAAGGCUGAAUUUGAAUUAGUCCUAGAGAGCAGACCUGGGUUCAAAUACUAUUUGAAAUCUUUCAAAUACUUUUGAGUGUUUGCUUUAACCUGCCUGGAGUACCGGAUGGUUGGAGUUUUGACUUCUAUUGGUUCCAUUGCACCAGACUAGCGCAAUCAAGCACAGCUAAAGUAUUUGAAAUGAUUUCAAAUAGUAAUUGAACCCAUGUCUCUCUAGCGGCCAUGAGGUCCUGACUGAGAGAUGUGGGAGAGGAAAGAGUUAAACUAGGACCAAUGGAUACUGGUGGUCAGAGAUCCCUGCCCCCUCUCUGUUCAGCACAAAUAUGCUACAUCAGCAUGACCGUGCACAAUGUACAGCCCCAAUGUAUGCCGAUGAAGCGUUGAGCAAUCUGACAACAUACACUUGACAUUGAUUUAACUAACGCUAAAGUCAAGGCAAGUCUAUCUAAUGAUUGUUUUCUCUUUCUCUUUCCUUCAUUCUCUGUUCAUUCUCAUGCCCAGCGGUGCCCAUGUGAGUGAGAGAGGGAGAGUGAAAGAUGGAGAGAGUGAAAGGGAGCGAGAAUGAGUGUGUGAGAGACCGAGAGCGACAGACAAAGAGAAACUCACACCGUCUGGAAAACAUUACUCAGAUUCCAGCAGGCGGGGGCUCUAAUUAUGUUGGCAGUGCCGAGAGUGAUUCCUGAGCGUAGUUCUGUAGCAUAUAUUGGAGAUUACAGACCACUAAAGAAAGAGCAUGUUUUGAAAAGUGAAGGUGCGGUGAAGUUCUCGUUUCUAACUGUCUCACUCCUCUGUCAUAUGCCACUACUGCCAGCUGAGCAGUAGGCUUGUCCAAUAGAGGGGCUGUAGAGUGCUGUGUCAGCAGGAGCAACAGGCAGGGGGAGGGCUGCAAGGCUCCAGACGACAUGGCUGCAGACUACAGGGUGAACAUGGCCAUGGCUUUACCUGAGCUGUAUUAGGGGCUGGCCUGGGGAACGCUGGGACCUGUCUGCAGGGUGGGGCAGGAACAAGAGAGCCUCCAACCCCCAACAUCCUCACCUGGGUCCUGUUCAAUAGGCAUGAAACGGACAAAAACGGACUGAAACAGAGAGGGAAUACCUGGCUUUUCACACUACUGAGCCGAAAUGGACAGAAAUAAAUCAAGCUGUACUGAGCUGGCCUGGUUAAACAUCCACUAGAACUGUGUUGAAAAGGACAAUGUGAAAAGGGUACAUGUGGCUUGGCUGUCUGCUGCAGCCACCAGGCACCACUACUUCCACAGACAGGAAACACUGACUCCUGCUAAUGAUUAUUAUAAAGUUGGGAUUUCCUGGGCUUUGUAGUACACAGCCAUCAUACCCCUUAACUCUGGGGCUCACCACCACUGUCAUGAUUUCGGUGUUUCUGCAGUUCUCAUUUUAUUUGCCCUCUUUCACUCUUUGGGACAGACUUCUGGACACAGAUUAAGCCUAAUGAGCGUCAUGUUUGUUGUCCAUGAUUAGGCUUAAUCUAUGUAAACCGGCCCUUUGUUUAAUCAGAGCUUGUUAAAGGGAUAUUACAAAUAUAGAUGGUUUCCUUACCUUAAAAACUGCAAUCCACAAUGAUCUUGUUAUUCCACACUGAUAGGUUUCUUUACCUAUAAAAAAAAGUUAUGUGAUGUUGCUGAACUAUCCCUAAAGCUGCAAUAUGUAACUUUUUGGGGGACCAGACCAAAUUCACAUAGAAAUGUGUUAUAGAUCUGUCAUUGUUAUUGAAAGCAAGUCUAAGAUGCGGUAAAUCUGUUCUAUGUUCGCUAUUUCUAUGCUUCCUGUUCUUAAGUUUAGGUUUUGUACACCAGCUGAAAAUACAAUAUUUUUGCUUAUGGAACAUUUUAUUUCACAGCGGUGUAGAUGGUAUAAUGAUUCUCUACACCAGGGUUUCCCAAACUCAGUCCUGGGGCCCCCCCGGUGCACGUUUAGGUUUUUGCCCUAGCACUACACAUCGGAUUCAAAUAAUCAAAGCUUGAUGAUGAUGAGUUGGUUAUUUGAAUCAGCUGUGUGGUGCUAGGGAAAAAAACAAAGCGUUCACCCAGGAGGGGCCCAGGACCGAGUUUGGGAAACCCUGCUUUACACUAUACGUGCUUGUUUUUUCACGUAAACUGAAAUUAAGUGAACAAUUUAGAAUUUUAGCAACCAGGAAAUGGCGGUGCGAUUUCUGCAUAGUGCAUCUUAAAAUGUUCAAGCUAAUAUUAUUGUGUGCUUAUUUCUUUGAUUCACAGUAAAGUGGCUAGUGUUGUGUUCAGUCUCUGACUGCCAGACAGCUCUGGACAAAUGAUGUACAGUGUCCCAAAUGGCACCCUAUUCCCUACAUAGAGCACUACUUUUGACCAGAGACAUAUGGAAUAGGAUGGCAUUUGGAACGCAGCCAUGGUCAUAAUAAUAGUUCUAUCAGAGUAACGUUAAUGAUGGAAUCCUACUUAGUGACUUCUCAGCUCAGCAACAUUAAUCAUGGCAGUAGUGGACUGUUCCACUCCCUGCCUGCCUGGGUUUCUGUUAAAUCACCAUUGUCUCCUAAAAGAAGAGGCAGAGGAAGGAAACUAUAUGAUUAAGCUAUAGUUCAUAAAACAUUUAGUAAAGUACCGUUUGUCUUCCUGUGGGAGUCAUCCUGUAUUCUCCCAUAGCCCCCCACAGGUUCCCCCUCUCCUUGUACAGAGGGCAGGGACGGCCUGUUCAAUAGGGCGAUAUGGGCGACGCACUGCCAAACGGGAAAAGGAAGGGAUUUUUUUUCUAAUCAAUUAUAUCACGGCAACAGUAGUUAUCAGUGUUGUAAUCUGAUCUGACUGCCACUAAAUGUCAAAUCAGGCUAAAGUCGUGCUUCAAAUGGCCCCGCCCGUUUUUGGGCGAUUUCAGUCAGGUUGAAAAUCGCCCAGAAGUCUCUCAUAGCCUGUCAUGUAAAAUCUAUUUUUUUCAAAUUUCAAAGCUUUCAAUACAUUCUCUAUGGGUGUCUGUGGGCUUGCACUUACGCGCUUUCGUCAUACGUGACGUAACCAUGAACGUAACUAAGCAAAUAGCGGCUAGCAGCGUCUCUGUUGCGACCUGCAGUGUGGCGUUAUUUUAUGUUUUUAAUUUGUACACUUAGUGGCGUUAUUUUAUGUUUUUAAUUUGUACACUUAGUUUACAAACAUUCUGCCAACCAUGGAUUUCCAGUGGUGGGUUUUGGACUGAUCUUGUUGAUCGUGUACAUACCCGCUACGAACGGACUAAAUAAUGAAAACGUUGCUGGCAGCGGAAUCCAAUACAGCUGGGAGACUUGGCUGGAUGACCGAGUCCCGGACAGAGAAGUGGAGCCGGCCGGCUUCACCCUGGUCGGAGCGGACCUCGAUCUGACAGUCACAGGGAAAAUCGAUCCUGGUAAGAGAGCGACUCUGUACCCCCGAGCCCCGACAUUGAACUGCUUUCUGUGUCACUGCGACCUUACUAUCUGCCCCGUGAGUUCCCCCAAUUGUUUGUUACCGUUGUGUACUGUUGAUAAUCACAAGUUUACUGGAGAACUGAGACCAAGUAGAGACUUUGGACAGGGUGGAUAUGGUAUAAUAAAGGCAGUUUAUUCAGAGGUAAAGAUAUCUGGAAUCGCGUGCACGGACUCGUUCGUCAAACUCUUAGGGAGCUAUCUGAAGAGAGCCCCGAAAACAUUGUGUGCUGACAUUUUAUACAAUAAAUGAUGUAGGUUGAAUCUAGUAGUUCUGAUCUUCUGAUUGGUCCUGAUGAGUUGGGCGAGGUCCCCUCCACUGUUGCAUUGGCUCUGAGUCGGGUUCUCUGUCUUCAAAUGUUCAGCCUAAAGAGAGGGGAUUUUUGUGUGUGUGUGUGUGUGUGUUUAACAGUGAUGAUGUGUGUGUGUGUGUGUGUGUUUAACAGUGAUGAUGUGUGUGUGUGUGUGUUAUCAGUGAUGAUGUGUGUGUGUGUGUGUGUGUGUGUCCUCAGAGCAAGAACUCGUGAGUUGGAAGAACUGAGAGACCUAUGGCGUGGGUGUUGUCCUUGGCCACCUGCUGACAAGGCUGACAAGAUAGGACUCUUUUGUCCAUUGUUAUAGGAUAGGAACAUCAUUGAUUGAAAACAAACGCCCAACACAAAAUGGGUCAUGCACAAGAUUUUAGUCAGACCAAGCUAUAACAUUAUAUAUUUACUACGACAGUACAUUCAACCAAAAGCUAAUAUAACAAAGGCAUCAGAGAUUAUUUAUAAUCUGUCACAGAAACUGGAAUCCAUCUCCCCAGAUCAGUCAAUAAAUGCUUCUGGUAUUGACUUAUAUGCUGCCCCUGUCUUCAUGUUGUUGCUGGACAUAUCUUUUUUAAAAUGUGUGUAGGUCACCUAAAUCAUCAGAAAAAUUGCCCCUCCUGAGAAUUUUUUCAGGAGCCGCCACUGACAGAGGGACACAUUUUCCAUUUCUUCAUUUCUCUCUCUCCAGGGGUGGUUGAGUCCAGAUGUGUGUGCUAGAGAUGUUUUUGUGGGGGGUUUUUAUGCCCCAUCUGCCUUGUUUUAAGCGCAGAGGAGGCAGAGAGAGGAGAGGGACUGAGAGAAACUAGAACUACUUCAAGACUAGUGUGUUUCACCUUCUACUGUAAGUCUCUUGUUGGGCCCUGUGCUGGAGGAGAGCGGGGGGGGGGGGGGGGGGGGGGAGAGAGAAAAGGAGGGUGGAAUGUGUCACUCUGUAGAAAGAAGGAGGGAGAAGGAGUGAGCAAGAAAGGUAGAGAGAGAGUGACUGACUGAGAGGGAUCAAAUAAGUAACAGGAGAGGUGAUGGGAGCUGAGUCACUCCUACACAUGGCUUCGGAGAUGUUAUAAAAACAAACGAUCGCGCUGACGUGGACGACUCGCAUUCUGGGAAUAUAAACGAUUCUUAAAGCCAACCAAUAAACAGGAAGGAGAGAGAUGAAGUACAGAGCCAUGGUAAGAAAAGAACUGCACGCUCACUCACUCAUUCUCUUCAAAAGGAAUUUGGAACUUGGAAGCAGCACUCAACAACACAACAGUACAAGUUUCAUGUUGAGUCGUGUGUAUUUGUAGAUGUGUGUGUGUGUGUGUGUGUGUGUGUGCGCUUCAGUUUAAAUUGUGUUCAUGUGGUGGUGCUUAAGGACAUAAGUCUAAGGGCAGAAAAUAUAUAUGGCUGCUUUUCCUGUCUAGGGGAGAGGGAUUCGGUCGGUGGAGGUUUCGCUAGGAUAAACUUUAUUAAGAAAGUGUACGUAGAGGGUGUAUUACGUAACAGCUUUGACAGUCAGUACUCUUGAACUGCAAGGCCACAGGAGAGAGGGGAAUGUAGCUGGGUUCUGACCACAAAGCACCAGUUUCUCCUGACACCAACCUAGCUAUCCAUCUAUGAAAUGAUCUAAUCUUCAUAUCUAGCUCUCCAUCCAUCACUUUUAACCGGAGGAGUUUGAUCACAAAGCACGUAGCCAGUUUCUCCUGAGUCCUGACACUGAACCACCUAUAAUCCAUCUAAAUGAAUCUCCCACGUUCUCUUCCUAUCCAGGGUCGUAUUCAUUAGGCACCAAAACAGAAGAAAACGGACUGAAACAGGAAGGGACUACCCAAACUUGUCCAAUAAGAAAUUCUCGUUCUCCUUUUCCAUUGCAAAACGUUUCGCAAAAAGUGUUCUGUAUUGAAUACCACCCAGUUCUCAUUUCUAUGCGGUAUCUGUUUGUGUUGGUGUGUUUGCGCCACCACAGUGUUGCAAUGGCAGACCUGUGUUUUGAGGCUGGGCCUGGAUUCUUUGGCGCUGAGUGAGAGUGACGAUGUUAAUGAAACUGUCAGUCUGUCACAGCACAGAGGCAGCGCUCCAAGUCUUCCCCAACCCCACUGCAUAUCUUCCUAUCACUGUCACCUCCGCAGCCUGGGGACUCCAUAGAGAUAGAUGGAGGACUCAUCAUGGAUAUACCCAGUUUUAGCAUGGACAUUGCCACAGGACUUCCACCCUGCUUCUGCCAUUUUUAAAGUAGUCAACUGGGUGGGGAUUCCUAUGGGUUGUAGCCUCAACUCAUGCUGCCACAGACGCUAUAAUGGCACAGAUCUAAAGAUGAGUCCUCUAUCUUUGUGUGACUCUGACUCUCUGGGGGAGGGGACUGUGAGGGAAGACUGUGGUUGUGUCCCAAUAAUCUCUGUUUCUUCCUGAAGUGUGCACUCGUUCACUACUCCUCACAAAUGUAAAACCAUUGGCUUGGUGAAGGCAUAGGCUAGGAAGUUUCCACCAUUUACUUUUACCAGUAAUUUCAUUUCCUUCUCAUCUUAUUUUUUGGGAUUGAACACCCCACUGUGUUUGGCUCCUAACAGCGUGUUGUCCUCAGCCUGCUUUAAAACCCCUUUGAGGGGUGUGGUCACUUGAAACAAUUCCCAUGGAAAACCAUCGAUUUGAGUGAUAUUUCCACUACCCAAUUCAAAAUCCCAAUUCAAAAUCCCAAUUCAACCCCUGGUUGUAUGUCAUAGUGUUUUUAUAGACCAAAUAUGAUGAUUUGUACAGUUUCAUUGGUUUGUUUAGUUGACUUCAAGGACACAGCAUGUUAUCAAAGGAGUGCUAGUGUGUGUGAACCAAUGCUGCUGUGGAUCUCCAGCUAACUGCACACUGAAAGAGCACUAAUGAGGAAGACGUUGAGUAGCCCCUUUGAACAGGGUCGUAUUCACUAGACCCCAAACGGAAGAAAACUGGGAGGGACUACCUGAACUUGUCCAAUAAGAAAUUCUCGUUUUUGGUUAGCAAAACCAGGUGCCCCAUUCCCAGGGUCUCCCAUCUUGUAAGGAGUGCAUUAGAAGUUGUCCAUACUAGUUUAGGUGGAAUUAAUAAAAUAUUUUGACCAACAGCAAUAUGACCUGUCAUUCCUGAGUCUUCCAGUCUCUCCUUGAAAGUAGCACUCUGAGACUGCAAUGAAAGCUCCUCAUGCUAUAUGAGGCCCAUUGUAUACAAUACUUUAGCCUGCAAUAGAUGACCUCACUAUUGCCUCCCUCUCUCUCCCUGUCAGUAACUCCUGAUUUAGAAUCUCAUUGGGAGGAAAUGCUGUUUAUUUUAGUGGCACACUGCAAUGAGGGGCUGGCAGACAGAGAGACACUGACUACAGAGUGUCCCCAGAGAGACUAAAUGUGCGGUCACCACUGCCUCUUAUUGGGCGCACGGUUGCUUUUCUUUUUAAUUGGCUGAUCUGCUGUAGUGAGGAAAGGACUAGUUUGGCAGAAAGAAAGUAGAGAACCUGUUGACUUUUGUUCUUGAAAUGCCCUCUAACCCUUUGGUUGGGUCUGUGUUUUGGGCCGGACAUGAAUCCGAUACCUUGUCCUUUUUGAAGGGGAAUAUUUUUUCUAACACAGCUGCCCGUAAUGAGUGGGAAAUUGAGAAUGUUUUCACCUGCUAACGUAGAGCUAUAGUUGUCACACCUGUCCGUCCACUUUCCCCUAUACACACACGUGCGUGCACACACACACACACACGUCUUCACAUGUGUCCCUCUUUUCCAAGCCUUGAGGGGGGAAUCCAUGGCAGUCAAUCACCAUCAAAACGUUACUAUAAACUUGAAGUUGGCCACUGAUACAUGUCAUAGCAAUGUCAUGGAAAAUAGUGGUCUUGUUGAAAUGGCUCUUCCCACGUCUGUCAUCGUAAACCCUUAUUGAUUUCACUUCAGUAGGUUCUCACAGUCUCAGUAUGUUUCCAUGAUACAUAUUUCUACAGUAACACUUCCAAUGAAUACCUGCUUUGUAAUGCAUUAUAAGCAUUUAUAACAAGCUAUGCAUUAUAACGCAUGAUAUAUGCACUAAUAGCAGUUCAAUAAUUCAAUAUACCCGAAGGUUAUGCUUUAGAAGUGAGAGUGCGCAGGAUACCCUGUUGUGCUUUGAUACAUAUCUUGACUGUUUUAAUCAUUUUGCUUCCUUGCUAAAUGGCCACUUUUGACCUCACUUGCGGCCAUGGAAAACCCAGAAACUUCACAGUCAGCCUACAACCUUGAGAAAGCCCAUGCCACUGUCACCUUUCAGUUCUGUAGUGAGUCACAAUAUGUUGUCACGUGUAUGAUCCCAUAAUGUCUGUGAAACCUAAAGGAUCGAUCUGUGCUCGCUCUCUUUCCCUCUCGGUAUCCCUCCCUUUUUAUUAACAAGACGAAUGAGAGAAUAGCGGAGGAGAGCCAGACAACUGAUUCAUAGUGGAAAAAUGUUCAAAAGAGCAAAACUCUGAGUGGCUAACCGUGCUCUCCGUAGGAGCAGAUUACACACGUAUUUGUUUUUAGUUACACUGGCUUAAACGGAACCGGUGAAAAGGCCUAUAUUCUCCACUUUCCAACAGACAUAAAUCCCUCCCUAUUCUUACUCUUAUGCUGAGUUUAGAUAGGUAGACUGCAAACCGGAUGCCAUUGUUUUCAAUGAGAGACGUACGAUAAAUGUCGCUGAGGCUGGCGGUGAAUGCCGUUAGCCGCCACGCGUAGACAGGACUUGCCGCCAGAGUUGAAAUAUUUCAUAUUUUGCGGUCUUCCGUAGUUGUUUUCUACCGGAUGUUGAUUUGCACUGUUUGUUUACUGAAAUCACCAUAGCAAUGCGUGCUGGCUUGCUUUUGCCGUCAGUCUUUCUUGCUUUCUUGUGCGGCUAUGCUGACUGGUAUGACGUUUUUUGCGUCCCUCGUCUAAAUGCAGCGUUAGUCUUACUCUUCUACUGAGAUCAUUUACCAGAGAAAAAUGAUCAAGAAGUGACCGUUUAUAAAGAAGCCUUUUAUUAAUGUUUUAACUCUUCGACCCCCCCCCCCCCCCCCUCCAGUCCAAUCUGAAAAGGCUAAUAACAUGAAAUUCUAUUAUGUAAUAAUAUAGCAGGAUACUAUGGCUAAAGACCACUUACAGUUGAUUCCGUAUAGCAACAUAACCACUUACACUUCACUCACUGUAACUGUAAUGGAUGAUAUGUUAAUCUGUUAUACAUUACAGACUUAAAGAUGCUGAAAAUGCAAAUUAACCCAUUCAGCUGCUUGGUCCAUACGCCAUUCAUAUGGCUUUUAUAUAUCACAAUUUAGACCUUUUAAGCAACCAAAGGGCAACGCUAAGGUCAGGCAAAGGGCAAGCUUUGUUUUAUGGUUAUGCAGCAGACCCACUCAUUCCCCUUAGCCACACCCGGUUGUUCACUACUCUGUGUAGAUGAGAGAGAGAGAGUGGGUGGGUGAGGGAAGUGGCGAGAGAACACAGCAGUAGGCCUAGCCGGAUUCCCAGCUCCUUUGUUUUCUCUAUAGGAUUUGGAAAAGGUGACAGCAUGCUGGUAGCGGAAUGUACUGUAGGUAGCGCAGGGGUGUUGGUGUGUUCAACAAGGACGUGUGUGGUGGGAAGGGGCAGAGGGUGGGGAGGCAGGAAAACACUGUAAAAGCCCCAUUUGAAGAACAAUGAAGUAAUGGAGAGAGAGGUGGUGUUGGGAGAACUCUGAGAGAAGGGGAAACCGAAGCGGGAGAAAAGGGGUUCCUCUCCCUGUCAUAGAGAGAACUCCCUCCCUGUGUUAAGAAGAAAGUUGGCCCUGUUCCAUUGUUUCAUGAAAUUGUUUCCCCAUAGAAAUAAAAUCAAUAGAACGGUCGUCCCACCCAUCAUUAACUUAGAUGGGGUGUCCAUUCUAGGAAUUCAAUUUCUAUGGCUUUCCCCUGGCUGUUGGAGUCUGAAAUUACUGUUGCGAGUCAGAAUAGUAGAAUAGACAAGGUGCAAUUUCAACAUUUUCAUUGUGCAUCAGAAGUUUUUCUCUAAUGUUAGUUACUGAUAGUCAAUCAAUUAGCCCAUGUCAGCUAAAAUGUUUUAGAUUGCUAAAUGAACUUGUUAUCGUGGUCGAAUUACCAGUCGGGUGCCCCCCAUUGAUUUUGUAAGUCAGUCUCAUGGAUGUGGGUAUGCAGACCCGCAAGCAACUGCGCCCCCUCAUGAUGAGUUCAGAUUUGUUGUGGCCCCCAACCCCUCAAAGUUACCCAUCCCUUGAUUAGAUGGCCAGAUAACAGGCUUCUCACUAACGAGCCCAACGAGCCCUGGGAGAAAGAGGGUUCCUAAUUCUCUCCCUGUCAGAGAGAGAACUCCCUCCCUGUGUUAAAAAGAAAGAGAAGAAUGUCCGUAGAAUGGUCCACACAUCGUGGCAUCAUUAGGGAAAGGGAAAGGCGGAUACCUAGUCAGUUGUACAACUGAAUGCAUUCAACUGAAAUGUGUCUUCCGCAUUUAACCCAACCCCUCUGAAUCAGAGAGGUGCGGGGGGCUGCCUCAAUCGACAUCCAUGUCAUAGGCGCCCGGGGAACAGUGGGUUAACUGCCUUGCUCAGGGGCAGAACGACAAAUGUACGUACAUACCCCAACCAGAAGCCAUGGAUUACAGGCAACAUCCGCACUGAGCUAAAGGGUAGAGCUGCCACUUUCAAGGAGCGGGACUCUAACCCGGAAGCUUAUAAGAAAUCCCGCUAUGCACUCCGACAAACCAUCAAACAGGCAAAGCGUCAAUACAGGACUAAGAUCGAAUCGUACUACACUGGCUCCGACGCUCGUCGGAUGUGGCAGGGCUGGCAAACUAUUACAGACUACAAAGGGAAGCACAGCUGCGAACUGCCCAGUGACACGAGCCUACCAGACGAGCUAAAUUACUUCUAUGCUUUCUUCGAGGCAAGCAACACUGAAACAUGCAUGAGAGCAUCAGCUGUUCUGGACGACUGUGUGAUCACGCUCUCCGUAGCCGGUGUGAGUAAGACCUUUAAACAGGUCAACAUUCACAAGGCUGCAGGGCCAGACGGAUUACCAGGACGUGUACUCCGAGCAUGCGCUGACCAACUGGCAAGUGUCUUCACUGACAUUUUCAACCUCUCCCUGUCUGAGUCUGUAAUACCAACAUGUUUCAAGCAGACCACCAUAGUCCCUGUGCCCAAGAACACUAAGGUAACCUGCCUUAGUCCCCUGUAGCUCAGUUGGUAGAUCAUGGAGCUUGCAACGCCAGGGUUAUGGGUUCGUUUCCCACCGGGGGCCUGUAUGAAAAUGUAUGCACUCACUUAACUGUAAGUCACUCUGGAUAAGAGUGUCUGCUAAAUGACUAAAAUGUAAAUGUAAAUGACUACCGACCCGUAGCACUCGCAUCUGUAGCCAUGAAGUGCUUUGAAAGGCUGGUCAUGGCUCAUAUCAACACCAUUAUCCCAGAAACCCUAGACCCAGCCCCAACAGAUCCACAGAUGAUGCAAUCUCUAUUGCGCUCCACACUGCCCUUUCACACCUGGACAAAAGGAACACCUAUGUGAGAAUGCUAUUCAUUGACUACAGCUCAGCAUUCAACACCAUAGUGCCCUCAAAGCUCAUCACUAAGCUAAGGACCCUGGGACUAAACACCUCUCUCUGCAACUGGAUCCUGGACUUCCUGAUGGGCCGCCCCCAGGUGGUAAGGGUAGGUAAAAACACAUCUGCCACGCUGAUCCUCAACACGGGGGCCCCUCAGGGGUGCGUGCUCAGUCCCCUCCUGUACUCCUUGUUCACUCAUGACUGCAUGGCCAGGCACGACUCCAACACCAUCAUUAAGUUUGCCGAUGACACAACAGUGGUAGGCCUGAUCAGACAGCCUAUAGGGAGGAGAUCAGAGACCUGGCCGUGUGGUGCUAGGACAACAACCUCUCCCUCAACGUGAUCAAGACAAAGGAGAUGAUUGUGGACUACAGGAAAAAGAAGAGAACCGAGCAUGCCCCCAUUCUAAUCGACGAGGCUGUAGUGGAACAGGUUGAGAGCUUCAAGUUCCUUGGUGUCCACAUCACCAACAAACUAACGUGGUCCAAGCACACCAAGACAGUCGUGAAGAGGGCACGACAAAACCUAUUCCCCCUAAGGAGACUGAAAAGAUUUGGCAUGGGUCCUCAGAUCCUCAAAAGGUUCUACAGCUGCACCAUCAAGAGCAUCCUAACUGGUUGCAUCACUGCCUGAUAUGGCAACUGCUCGGCCACUGACCGCAAGGCACUACAGAGGGUAGUGCGCACGGCCCAGUACAUCACUGGGGCCAAGCUUCCUGCCAUCCAGGACCUCUAUACCAGGCGGUGUCAGAGGAAGGCCCUCAAAAUUGUCAAAGACUCCAGCAAUCCUAGUCAUAGACUGUUCUCUCUGCUACCGCACGGCAAGCGGUACCGGAGCGCCAAGUCUAGGUCCAAGAGACUUCUAAGCAGCUUCUACCCCCAAGCCAUAAGUCUCCCGAUCAUCUAAUCAAAUGGCUACCCAGACUAUUUGCAUUGCCCCCCCCCCCCCUUUACGCUGCUGCUACUCUCUGUUUAUUAUCAAUGCAUAGUCACUUUAACAACUCUACCUACAUGUACAUAUUACCUCAAUUACCUCGACUAACCGGUGCCCCCACACAUUGACUCGGUACCGGUACCCCCUGUAUAUAGCCUCGCUAUUGUUAUUUUUACUGCUGCUCUUAAUUAUCUGUUACUUUUAUUUCGUAUUAUUUUAUAUUGUAUUCUUUUGUGUUAUUUAUUUAUUUUUGGUAUUAUUUCUUAACUGCAUUGUUGGUUAAGGGCUUGUAAGUAAGCAUUUCACUGUAAGGUCUACACCUGUUGUAUUCAGCGCAUGUGACCUGAUUUGAUUUGAUUUUAUUUGAAAUGGUUACCUUGUCAGCUCAGGGAUUCGAUCCAGCAAACUUUCGGUUACUGGACCAACGCUCCUACCUGCCGCCCCAUAAUUAUAUUUCUAUGGCUUUCCCCUGGCUGUUGGAGCGAUUUAGAUACCCAGAUAACAGGCUUCUCACUAACGAGCCCAACGAAGCCUGGGAGAGAGACUUCUCUCAGCGCAGCACCGCCCCGAGACGGAUCACUUUUUCCCCAGGAACUGCAGGUUCUUUGUUUUCCCCCCUGGCCAUGUGAAAUGAAGGCCACCAAGGCUCAGGGCCCAUAUUCCAAAAGCCUCUUAUAGUCGAAGUGCUGAUCUAGGAUCAGGUCACCCCUCUCCAUAUCGUAUUUCAUUAUGAUCUGAAAAGGCAGAAAGUAUUCUAGAUGAGCCCUCCUACUCUGAGACUGUGAAUACGGGCCUACGACUUGAAGGGGGGAUGGUGGAGGAGAGAAAGGAGAUGGAGGGGUGGUGGUGACCACAAACUACCUAAAGACCCUCAGAGGGAUACAGUGUGAAUGAAGUGAGAGUUAAAAAGGCCAGAGUGAAGGCUUGAUUCAUCACUCCGUAAAGGUUACAGAUGUAAUUGGAGCCAACCGAGAGCCAUUUGCAUUGCUCUCUACGUAGUUCUGUGUACAUUUGUGCGGCUGAAUUUUUGGAAUGCAAAGGGACCUCCGUCGGCUCCUUUUGCAUAGGCUGCUUACUUACAGCCCUUAACCAACAAUGUUUUAUUUUACUUUUUUAUUUAAAAAAUAAAUGCAAAAAGUAAAAUAAAACAACAAGAAAAAAGUGUUGAGAAAAAAAGAGCAGAAGUAAAAUAAAAUAACAGUAGGGAGGCUAUAUAUAUACACCGGCUAGUUGAGGUAAUAUGUACAUAUGGAUAGAGUUAAAGUGACUAUGCAUAAAUAAUUAACAGAGUAGCAGCAGCGUAAAAAGAUGGGAUGGGGGUGGGGGGGGCAGUGCAAAUAGUCCGGGUAGACAUAAUUAGCUGUUCAGGAGUCUUAUGGCUUGGGGGUAGAAGCUGUUGAGAAGUCUUUUGGACCUAGACUUGGCACUCCGGUACCGCUUGCCGUGCGGUAGCAGAGAGAACAGUCUAUGACUAGGGUGGCUUGAGUCUUUGACAAUUUUGAGGGCCUUCCUCUGACACCGCCUGGUAUAGAGGUCCUGGAUGGCAGGAAGCUUUACCCCAGUGAUGUACUGGGCCGUAUGCACUACCCUCUGUAGUGCCUUGCGGUCGGAGGCCGAGCAGUUGCCAUAUCAGGCGGUGAUGCAACCAGUCAGGAUGCUCUCGAUGGUGCAGCUGUAGAAUUUUUUUGAGGAUCUGAGGACCCAUGCCAAAUCUUUUCAGUCUCCUGAGGGGGAAUAGGCUUUGUCGUGCCCUCUUCACGACUGUCUUGGUGUGUUUGGACCAUGAUAGUUUGUUGGUGAUGUGGACACCAAGGAACUUGAAGCUCUCAACCUGUUCCACUACAGCCCCGUCGAUGAGAAUGGGGGCGUGCUCAGUCCUCUUUUUUUUCCUGUAGUCCACAAUCAUCUCCUUUGUCUUGGUCACGUUGAGGGAGAGGUUGUUAUCCUGGCACCACACGGCCAGGUCUCUGACCUCCUCCCUAUAGGCUGUCUCAUCGUUGUCAGUGAUCAGGCCUACCACUGUUGUGUCGUCGGCAAACUUAAUGAUGGUGUUGGAAUCAUGCCUGGCCAUGCAGUCAUGGGUGAACAGGGAGUACAGGAGCGGACUGAGCACGCACCCCUGAGGGGCCCCCGUGUUGAGGAUCAGUGUGACAGAUGUGUUGUUUCCUACCCUUACCACCUGGGGGCGGUCCGUCAGGAAGUCCAGGAUCCAGUUGCAGAGGGAGGUGUUUAGUCCCAGGAUCCUUAGCUUAGUGAUGAGCUUUGAGGGCACUACGGUGUUGAAUGCUGAGCUGUAGUCAAUGAAUAGCAUUCUCACGUAGGUGUUCCUCUUGUCCAGGUGGGAAAGGGCAGUGUGGAGUGCAAUAGAGAUUGCAUCAUUCAUCUGUGGAUCUGUUGGGGCGGUAUGAAAAUUGGAGUGGGUCUAGGGUUUCAUGACCAGCCUUUCAAAGCACUUCAUGGCUACAGAUGUCAGUGCUACAGGGUCGGUAGUCAUUUAAGCAGGUUAUCUUAGUGUCCUUGGGCAUGGGGACUAUGGUGGUCUGCUUGAAACAUGUUGGUAUUACAGACUCAGUCAGGGACAUGUUGAAAAUGUCAGUGAAGACACUUGCCAGUUGGUCAGCACAUGCUCGGAGUACACGUCCUGGUAAUCCGUCUGGCCCUGCGGCCUUGUGAAUGUUGACCUGCUUAAAAGUCUUACUCACAUUGGCUACGGAGAGUGUGAUCACAUAGUAAUCCGGAACAGCUGGUGCUCUCAUGCAUGCUUCAGUGUUGCUUGCCUCGAAGCAAGCUUAAAAGUAGUUUAGCUCGUCUCGAAGUCUUGUCACUGGGCAGCUCGCGGCUGUGCUUCCCUUUGUAGUCCGUAAUAGUUUUCAAGCCCUGCCACAUCCGACGAGCGUCAGAGCCGGUGUAGUACGAUUCAAUCUUAGUCCUGUACUGACUCUUUGCCUGUUUGAUGGUUCGUCGGAGGGCAUAGCAGGAUAUCUUAUAAGCGUCCGGGUUAGAGUCCCGCUCCUUGAAAGCGGCAGCUCUACCCUUUAGCUCAGUGCGGAUGUUGCCUGUAAUCCAUGGUUUCUGGUUAAGGGUAUGUACGUACGGUCACUGUGUGAACGACGUCAUCGAUGCACUUAAUGAUAAAGCCGGUGACUGAUGUUGUGUACUCCUCAAUGCUAUCUGAAGAAUCCCGGAACAUGUUCCAGUCUGUGCUAGCAAAACAGUCCUGUAGCUUAGCAUCUGCGUCAUCUGACCACAUUUUUAUUAACCGAGUCACUGGUGCUUCCUGCUUUAGUUUUUGCUUAUAAGCAGGAAUCAGGAGGAUAGAGUUAUGGUCAGAUUUGCCAAAUGGAGGGCAAGGGAGAGCUUUGUAUGCGUCUCUGCGUGUGGAGUAAAGGUGGUCUAGAGUUUUUUUAUUUUUUUUCUCUGGUUUCACAUUUAACAUGCUGAUAGAAAUGAGGCAGAACGGAUUUAAGUUUCCCUGCAUUAAAGUCCCCGGCCACUAGCAGCGCUGCCUCUGGAUGAGCGUUUUCCUGUUCACUUAUGGCCUUAUACUCUCUUGGUAAAUAGUGUGGUCUACAGCUUAUCAUGAGAUACUCUACCUCAGGCGAGCAAAACCUUGAGACUUCCUUAGUAUUUGAUUUUGUGCACCAGCUGUUGUCUUACCGGAGUCAGCCAUUCUAUCCUGCCGAUGUAGCGUAUAGCCCGCUAGCUGUAUGUUGUCCAUGUCGUCGUUCAGCCACGACUUGGUGAAACAUAAUAUAUUACCGUUUUUAAUGUCCCGUUGGUAGGAUAACCGUAAUCUUAGGUCAUCUAAUUUAUUCUCAAAUGAUUGAACAUUGGCUAAUAGGAUUGAUGGAAGAGGCAGUUUGCUCGCCGUCGGAUCCUUACAAGGCACCCCGACCUACGUCCACGAUAUCUCCGUCUCUUUCUCAUGCGAAUGACGGGGAUUUGGGCCUUGUCGGGUGUCUGUAGGAUAUCCUUCGCGUCCGACUUGUUAAAGAAAAAACUUCGUCCAAUACGAGGUGAGUAAUCGCUGUCCUGAUAUCCAGAAGCUCUUUUUGGUCAUAAGAGACGGUGGCAGAAACAUUAUGUACAGAAUAAAUGACAAAUAACGCGGAAAAACACACAUAAUAGUACAAUCGGUUAGAGGGCUGUAAAACGGCAGCCAUCCUCUCCGGCGCCACUAUGUAUAACUGUUGCGAAAAGCAGACAGACGGAGGCUGGAUGGAUGGAGAGAGAGUGGGAGGAUGUAAAGAAGGAGGGAUGGAGAAGAAUGGGGAGGAAGGGGGAGUAGGGUGGGGUACUGUGAAGCAGGGAGUUGUUUUUGGAAUGUUAGGGAGUACAGUGAUGAUGAUGAUGAUGAUGAUGAUGGAUAAGGAAUGGAAUCACUUCCUGGCACCACACACACACAUCCCUCCCCUCGUUCCUCUCCAGUCUCCUCUCCUCCUCAGCUACACUUGCACGUACUGUCCGUUUCAUCCCUCCUCUCUCUCUGUUUUUCUCCUCUAUGAUACAAGCCGUAUUGUCAACAGCUGCCUCACCUAGCCCUUAAUUAGGAGGAGAAGCACCUCUCUCCCUCUCUCUAUCCCCUGGGCCGGGGCUCUACUGUGUCAAUAACACAACAACAUAUGCAGCUGCGCUGUAGAAUGUGUGUGUGGUAAUGAACAUGGACAAUAAACGUGCGUGCGUUCAGUGCGUAUAUGUGUGGACCCGUGUGUGCUGGCAUAAUCAACUGUGCGUUCCCUGCUAUGUUGAUGCAUCCACAGCCUAGUGACAGAUCUGUGUGGUACUGUAUAGUGAGCCAUGGAUCUGGGUAACAUUCGUGAUCUGAUGCGUAAAACUCAAGCCUCCAUCGUAGAAAACCAGUUUCUGGGCAAACGCAUUGACGAGCUGAAGGAUGUAAGUGUUUGAAUGAACUAUUAUUUUUAGAUUGGGGAUUUUAGCCUGGGUGGAGCCUGUAAGACUUUGGUCGAAGUGCAAACUUUUUGGGGGGUUGGGUUUUCCUCCACUUCUAGUUCUAGCUUGCACAAGAUUACAAAGUGAGUUGUUUUCUAAGGAGUGCUCUUUGGUAUGGAACACUGCAAAACUCCAGUUUCUACAAUAACUUUCUGUCUGUGUAUGUUAUUGAUUGUGAGGGAGAAUGCUCUUGUGCUAACUAUUCUUUGUUAUAGUUUUUAAUGGAAAUUGUGUCAUCGUGUGUCUUGAGGUACGUUGCUAGAUUCCCGGGCUGUUAUGAGCGCUUACUUGUCAGGCAUAAAUGAACACAUUGAGAGAUACUCACACGCAACGUUGAUUCAACUUAACCAGGGUCUGCUUAGAAUGUCUCUCUUGGUAUUUUUGUGGUUCUCUCUCCUGCCUUAUUUUUAUACCGAUAUAUACACGGUUCCUAUUGCUGACCUCCCUCUCCUCCCUCUAGGCGGUGGGUAGUGACGGGGUGCGGAUCACGAUGGAGAGUGCCCUGACGGCCAGGGACCGGGUGGGGGUGCAGGACUUUGUCCUGCUGGAGAACUACACCAGCGAGGCGGCCUUCAUCGAGAACCUCCGCAAGCGCUUCAAGGAGAACCUCAUCUAUGUAAGACGCCUACCCAUUUACUCUCACCUCCAUAUUCAUUAGAUAGCAAAACGGGAAGGACUACCUGAACUUGUCCAAUAAACAACGCUCGUUUUUGUAUUCCGUUGCAUAACAUGUUGCUGUGUAUGUAGAUGCAUCCCACCAUUCCCCCACUGUGUUGUCACCUCAAAGACACCAUGAACUCUCUCUUUCUCGCUCUCUCAGACAUACAUCGGCUCAGUCCUGGUGUCGGUGAACCCCUACAAGGAUCUGGAGAUCUACACCAAGAACCACAUGGAGCGCUACCGAGGUGUCAACUUCUACGAGGUUUCUCCCCACAUGUGAGUAACCUGACCCCGGGUAUCACAACCCACCAUCUCUCCCCCUUCACUUCUCCCAUCCCAGUUGACUCAGUCAUGAACUAACAGUUAAGUAACAGGGGGUUUUCUGAGUGUCUGCUCGGCAUACAUUAAAUUGGGCCUUUUUGUUUGAUGAGAUGCUAGGCGAAGAGGGAAUUCCUUGCUCUGACUCUCUCACCACGCCAUGCGCUCAACAUUCCCGGCUUCGCUGCUCCUCGACUCCUUGUUUUUUCCGUUCUACUCGACCAUGUAGCCAAAUGUUUUCUGUCUGAGGGGGAAAAGACAAAUGUGUUUUGGAAGGGAGGGAAUACGGAGGAGAGAUAGAGAGAUGAAUUGGCGACGGGGUGAAGGUAUGAGGGGUGGGGGGGGGUGGUGCUUGGGGGGAUGGUGCUUGGUGGUACCAGAGGGGUGUUCCUCCUAGGAGGAGAUUUCCCUGCCCCAGGCCUGACCCCCUUUAUCCCUCUUUCGGGGAUAGGGGUCCUUGUGGAGGGGUUGACGUUGGCGCUAACGUUAUCUCAAUUCUAUGUUUCAGGGAAAGGGGAUACCUAGUCAGUUGCACAACUGAAUGCAUUCAACUGAAAUGUGUCUUCCGCAUUUAACCCAACCUCUCUGAAUCAGACGCCUGUCAUGUGGCAAAACCGGCUGAAUAAACAUAGAGCCCCUCUGAUAUUACAUGGCGAAAAUGAGUCAUCAUAACAGGCUGAAUAAACAUAUUACAUGGCGAAAAUGAGUCAUCAUAACAGGCUGAAUAAACAUAUUACAUGGUGAAAAUGAAUCAUCAUAACAGGCUGAAUAAACAUAUUACAUGGAGAAAAUGAAUCAUCAUAACAGGCUGAAUAAACAUAUUACAUGGUGAAAAUGAGCCAUCAUAACAGGCUGAAUAAACAUAUUACAUGGAGAAAAUGAAUCAUCAUAACAGGCUGAAUAAACAUAUUACAUGGUGAAAAUGAGCCAUCAUAACAGGCUGAAUAAACAUAUUACAUGGUGAAAAUGAAUCAUCAUAACAGGCUGAAUAAACAUAUUACAUGGUGAAAAUGAGCCAUCAUAACAGGCUGAAUAAACAUAUUACAUGGUGAAAAUGAGCCAUCAUAACAGGCUGAAUAAACAUAUUACAUGGUGAAAAUGAGUCAUCAUAACAGGCUGAAUAAACAUAUUACAUGGUGAAAAUGAGUCAUCGAAGCAGGAUCAUCAUAUCUCACUUACUGUAUGGUAUAAAAUGGGAUGUUAUUUAAAAGGGUAGAAUCAGAAUCAACUUUAUUCACCAAGUACAUUUGCAUGGACCAGGAAUUUGACCUGGUGAAAUGGUGCGGACAAUAAAAACAAUAUACAGACAAAAUAUAGACGAAAUAAUUUAAAUGUAAUCUAAUCCAAACUUUGUAUCAGCACAAAUUUGCAUUGGAAAUUGUUGAAAGUAGUCCUUAUGCAUAGAGUUUUUGUGGAAUUGUCCAUAUACAAGAUGGAUACAGUAAAAACAGAACAACUACACAUAAUAAGAAAGUAUAUAAUAAACAAAUGAGCAGUAGAGGAUAUACAAUAUGAAGUGUGGAAAUAUCCCAUCCGCUCCGCUGUGUCCCAUCCGCUCCGCUGUAUCCCAUCCGCUCCGCUGUAUCCCAUCCACUCCGCUGUAUCCCAUCCACUCCGCUGUAUCCCAUCCCUGUGUCCCAUCCGCUCCGCUGUGUCCCAUCCACUCCGCUGUAUCCCAUCCACUCCGCUGUAUCCCAUCCACUCCGCUGUAUCCCAUCCACUCCGCUGUGUCCCAUCCACUCCGCUGUAUCCCAUCCACUCCGCUGUAUCCCAUCCACUCCACUGUGUCCCAUCCACUCCACUGUGUCCCAUCCACUCCGCUGUAUCCCAUCCACUCCGCUGUAUCCCAUCCACUCCGCUGUGUCCCAUCCACUCCGCUGUGUCCCAUCCACUCCGCUGUGUCCCAUCCACUCCGCUGUAUCCCAUCCACUCCGCUGUAUCCCAUCCACUCCGCUGUAUCCCAUCCACUCCGCUGUAUCCCAUCCACUCCGCUGUAUCCCAUCCACUUCAAAUUGAAGGUCAUCAAAUCAAAACUGUAUUUGUCACAUGCGCCACAUACAACAGGUGUAGACCUUACAGUGAAAUGCUUACUUACAAGCCCUUAACUUUCUUUUUUCCAGCUACGCGGUGUCUGACAACUCCUACCGGUCCAUGCGGACGGAGCGUAAGGACCAGUGCAUCCUCAUCUCGGGGGAGAGUGGUGCCGGCAAGACGGAGGCGUCAAAGAAGAUCCUGCAGUACUACGCCGUGACCUGUCCCGCCAGCGACCAGGUCGAGACGGUCAAGGAUCGCCUGCUGCAGUCCAACCCUGUCCUAGAGGUGAACACUAUGGGGGGUGGGGGUGGAAAUCCAUGUCAUCUGUCGCAUGUUCCUGGCUUGGUCCAGUCUAAAACGAGACAUCAUAUUUGUGUGUGUGUAUGCGGGCUCUCCUAGUGUGUACUGUAUUGAGCUGUGAUGUGUUUUGGCUGUGCUGGAUGGGCUGUAGACUAGUUGGAUUCCAGACAGAUGGGGAUCACAGCAGAGCAGAUCAGUACAGACAGACUGCCCUGUAAUCUAGCCCCGUGUCACAGCCACAGCCCAACACACCAUCUAACUGUCUGACACCACUUUAACACAUCUGUCUACCUCUCCCCCUCUCCCCCUCUCCGUCCUCUCUCCUGUCUCCUACUCUUUUCUCUCUUCUUGCUUUGUGGACCUCCCCUCUUUCAUCCUCUCCCCCUCUGUCUCCCACCCCUUGUGUCUCCCACCCCUUGUGUCUCCCACCCCUUGUGUCUCCCUCCCCUUGUGUCUCCCUCCCCUUGUGUCUCCCUCCCCUUGUGUCUCCCUCCCCUUGUGUCUCCCUCCCCUUGUGUCUCCCUCCCCUUGUGUCUCCCACCCCUUGUGUCUCCCUCCCCUUGUGUCUCCCACCCCUUGUGUCUCCCUCCCCUUGUGUCUCCCUCCCCUUGUGUCUCCCUCCCCUUGUGUCUCCCUCCCCUUGUGUCUCCCUCCCCUUGUGUCUCCCUCCCCUUGUGUCUCCCUCCCCUUGUGUCUCCCUCCCCUUGUGUCUCCCUCCCCUUGUGUCUCCCUCCCCUUGUGUCUCCCUCUCCUUGUGUCUCCCUCUCCUUGUGUCUCCCUCCCCUUGUGUCUCCCACCCCUUGUGUCUCCCUCCCCUUGUGUCUCCCUCCCCUUGUGUCUCCCACCCCUUGUGUCUCCCUCCCCUUGUGUCUCCCACCCCUUGUGUCUCCCACCCCUUGUGUCUCCCUCCCCUUGUGUCUCCCUCCCCUUGUGUCUCCCUCCCCUUGUGUCUCCCUCCCCUUGUGUCUCCCUCCCCUUGUGUCUCCCUCCCCUUGUGUCUCCCUCCCCUUGUGUCUCCCUCUCUUUGUCCCUAUGUGUGUGACCCCCAGGCUUUUGGAAAUGCCAAAACUUUGCGAAACGAUAACUCCAGCCGCUUCGGCAAAUACAUGGACAUCCAGUUUGACUUCAAGGUGAGUGGUCACACACACACUCUAACAGAGUAUGUUCCUUUAAGGGGGAUACCAGUACAUAAACACUGCCAGUCCUUCCAUAUUAACUUGUACAAUAUGUUUGUUUUUCCACUCUGACGUUACUGUAUUCUCCAUGGGGCGCGUUCGUUUCGUGGGGCGUAUACACCUGCAUGUGGUUUUGUGUCCUUGUGUGGCCCUGUGUCUGUCUCAGUAUCCCUGCAUCACCACCCUCUCCCCCUUUCCUCGGUUCCCUCUAUCCCGGCGGCAGGGUGCUCCAGUGGGGGGCCACAUCCUCAACUACCUGCUGGAGAAGUCGCGGGUGGUGCACCAGAACCAUGGAGAGAGGAACUUCCACAUCUUCUACCAGCUGAUUGAGGGGGGUGAGGAGGACCUGCUGCGGCGCCUGGGCCUGGAGAAGAACCCCCAGCAGUACCAGUACCUCGUCAAGGUGGGACACACCAGAAUUUCACUAUAUGGUUGGGUCUCGAAUGGGACACUGUUCCCUAGUGCUCAACUUUGGACCAGAGCCUGUGUCUAGCUGUUUGGGUCUCAAGUAUGGUUAUCUACCCCCCCACCUUGUCACAACACAACUGAUUGGCUCAAAUGCAUUAAGAAGGGAAGCAAUUCCACAAAUUAACUUUUAACAAGGCACACCUGUUAAUUGAAAUGCAUUCCAGGUGACUACCUCAUGAAGCUGGAUGAGAGAAGGCUAAGAGUGUGCAAAGCUGUCAUCAAGACAAAGGGUGGCUAUUUGAAGAAUCUCAAUUAUAAAAUAUAUUUUGAUUAGUUUAACACUUUUUUGGUUACUACAUGAUUCCAUAUGUGUUAUUUCAUAGUUUUGAUGUCUUCACUAUUAUUCUACAAUGUAGAAAAUAGUAAAAAUAAAGAAAAACCCUUGAAUGAGUAGGUGUGUCCAAACUUUUGACUGGUACUGUAUAUGUAUGGCCUGUUGAGAUAAACAUGAACCUGCCUAUUUUUCAAAAACGUCUGAAAUCUCUUCAUAGAGCAGCUUGGUAGAGGUUUUGUUUAACUAACACCUUACUUUUGUAAUUGUCUUACUAACACAAGCAUUUGUUGUCUCUUACUAGCGCUGAUUUAGCUGUUGGCUUCUUUGUUGAGGAUUUUUUUUACUUGCAAUGUAGAAUGAUGGUGUUUUGUCUCUAACAGUGUUUUGUCUGCGUUGGUCUCUCAGGGGAACUGUCCCAAGGUGAGCUCCAUCAACGACCGCAGCGACUGGAAGGUGGUGAGGAAAGCUCUGUCAGUCAUCGGCUUCAACGAGGACGAGGUGGAGGUAAGGACCUGUUAUUACAACACAGAGACACACGGACAUGAUGUCAGCCACUGAGGUAGUGUGUUGUUGAUUACCCUAAAUACUACCACUGAAUACUUAUUCCAUUUGACUGUCUGACCAAUCAUGUCGGUGCUUUGGGUGCCACCCUCUGUUUUGUUAUUGUAGUUGUACAGUAGCAUUCUGUAUGCCCUUUUGUUCUGCAGUCUUGUGUAUAUAGUCAGGUUGUGUGAGACUGUCUAUAUUGACUAAUAAUGUGAUCUUAUCUUAUAUGUGAGUGUGUUGGGAUAGGGGGUGAAGAGCGGGUGUGUUUGUGUGUGAUGAGAGCGCUAAUUUAUGUGGGUGUCUCUUGCGUUUCAUGACUGUAGCCUGGGCUUGGGGCAAGAGCUCAGUAUGUCUCAGUUCAGAGAGGGAAGGGGGAGAGAGCAGGUGGUUUUCUAUAGUAUGCAGUACUCACACACACACAAAAGAGGCCAACUUCACUAUAUGUUGUCUAUGCCUGCAUGUGGGGGGACGAUGGUUGGCCCCCUUUUAGUUUAAUUAUAUUUUAUAACUCUCUUCAAGUCCAAGAUAGCCUAAUCUAAUACUUGCAGUCAUCAAGAUAGCUUUCUCUUUAGCACAUCACAAUAAAAUGUGUAUAAUCUUAUCAUGUCUAAUCUUCACAUGGCUUCUCUCUCUCUUUUUCCCUCUCUCUCUCUCUCUCUGUCUCUCUCUCUCUCUCUCGCUCUCUCUCUCUCUCUCUCUCUUUCUCUCUCUCUCUCUCCAUCUCUCUCCUCUAUCUCUCUCUCUCUCUCUCUCUGUCUUUCUCUCUCCCCCAUCUCUCUCUCUCUCGCCGUCUCUCUCUCUCCCUCUCUCUGUGUAGGAGCUGUUAAACAUUAUUGCCAGUGUUCUUCACUUGGGGAACAUUCAGUAUGGAGGAGAGGACAGCGGCAAUGCCUACAUCACUACAGACACACAGAUCAAAUACCUGGCGAGGGUAUGACCUCUCCCCCUUACUACAGUGUCCCCAUGGGGACACUACUCAUACUAUAUUAUACUCAGUCAAUCAUGUACCCUGUCAAUACUCAAUCAUAACACAUUACUCUCUUCAUAGCUCGAUAAUGUCACCAUUCAGUGGCUCAAUAGGAUAAAUAACACUGAUACUGGUGUUGAAUGAAUUUGGAUGUCUGUUAAUGUUUUGUUGUUGUUGCAGUUACUAGGUGUGGAUGGUUUGGUCCUGAAAGAAGCUCUAACACACAAAAAGAUCAUCGCCAAAGGGGAAGAGGUAGGCAGGAACCUUCUCUAAAUGAAUGCUCUUUAUAAUGCACUCUGUGAGAACGGUUCCCACAUUCUAUAUUCAACAUAUAAUGGCUCCUCAGUACCUCGGCAAGUGAGGAAUUGUAGAAUAACUAUUUCCAUUCUUCUCUCUGUGUCUGUCUGUGUGUCCAUGUCUGAUCUGUCUGUGUCCGUCCUCCAGCUGAAGAGCCCUCUGAACCUGGAGCAGGCAGCGUCGGCGCGGGACGCUUUGUCUAAGGCCGUGUACGGCCGCACCUUCACCUGGCUCGUCAACAAGAUCAACGUCUCCCUGGCUUACAAGGUAACACACACACACACACACACACACAUUAACUAAUGCCCCGUUAACUCCCCUCUUACCGCUGAUCCCCUACAUUCGCUGAUAUCCCUUUAUCUAUCCCAGUCUUCUGCCACUUCUGUCUCAGCCUGCACUUUUGACCUCUUAGCUGGCCAUUUAUAGUCAGUGGUAGUAGUACUCCCCCUUGUGGAUGUGUUGUAAUACUACAUGUCAGACAGAGCAGUGCUGCUCAUUCUGCAGCACUGCAUUUCUGUAUAGACUAUUGUCUGAUAGGGAUUAGGUUAGUGUAUAUUUCAGCUGUGAGAUACGCUCUAGUCGUAAUGGCUCUAGUCCAUGUCUGUGGUGAGGUCAUCAUUAGGCAGUGCUUAUCAUGCUUUAUUAGGUAUAAAUGUUACCAAAUAAUGAACUACUCAUUUAUUCUUAGUCUGUUGGCUUACACUAUUUAUAAACAGUUUAUGAAUGCUCCUUCAUGAAAGCUAUUAUAAAGAGUUAACUGUUUUCUUCUUCUAGGAUGAUACCUAUAAGAAUGCUUCAGUUAUUGGUCUCCUGGAUAUCUAUGGUUUUGAAGUCUUCCAGCACAACAGGUACCAGAGGAAUAUACAGUGGGGAAAAAAGUAUUUAGUCAUCCACCAAUUGUGCAACUUCUCCCACUUAAAAAGAUGAGAGAGGCCUGUCAUUUUCAUCAUAGGUACACGUCAACUAUGACAGACAAAUUGAGAAUUUUUUUCUCCAGAAAAUCACAUUUUAGGAUUUUUAAUGAAUUUAUUUGCAAAUUAUGGUGGAAAAUAAGUAUUUGGUCACCUACAAACAAGCAAGAUUUCUGGCUCUCACAGACCUGUAACUUCUUCUUUAAGAGGCUCCUCUGUCCUCCACUCGUUACCUGUAUCAAUGGCACCUGUUUGAACUUGUUAUCAGUAUAAAAGACACCUGUCCACAACCUCAAACAGUCACACUCCAAACUCCACUAUGGCCAAGACCAAAGAGCUGUCAAAGGACACCAGAAACAAAAUUGUAGACCUGCACCAGGCUGGGAAGACUGAAUCUGCAAUAGGUAAGCAGCUUGGUUUGAAGAAAUCAACUGUGGGAGCAAUUAUUAGGAAAUGGAAGACAUACAAGACCACUGAUAAUCUCCCUCGAUCUGGGGCUCCACGCAAGAUCUCACCCCGUGGGGUCAAAAUGAUCACAAGAACGGUGAGCAAAAAUCCCAGAACCACACGGGGGGACCUAGUGAAUGACCUGCAGAGAGCUGGGACCAAAGUAACACACUACGCUGCCAGGGACUCAAAUCCUGCAGUGAAAGACGUGUCCCCCUGCUUAAGCCAGUACAUGUCCAGGCCCGUCUGAAGUUUGCUAGAGUGCAUUUGGAUGAUCCAGAAGAGGAUUGGGAGAAUGUCAUAUGGUCAGAUGAAGCCAAAAUAUAACUUUUUGGUAAAAACUCAACUCGUCGUGUUUGGAGGACAAAUCAUGCUGAGUUGCAUCCAAAGAACACCAUACCUACUGUGAAGCAUGGGGGUGGAAACAUCAUGCUUUGGGGCUGUUUUUCUGCAAAGGGACCAGGACAACUGAUCCGUGUAAAGGAAAGAAUGAAUGGGGCCAUGUAUCGUGAGAUUUUGAGUGAAAACCUCCUUCCAUCAGCAAGGGCAUUGAAGAUGAAACGUGGCUGGGUCUUUCAGCAUGACAAUGAUCCCAAACACACCGCCCGGGCAACGAAGGAGUGGCUUCGUAAGAAGCAUUUCAAGGUCCUGGAGUGGCCUAGCCAGUCUCCAGAUCUCAACCCCAUAGAAAAUCUUUGGAGGGAGUUGAAAGUCUGUGUUGCCUAGCGACAACCCCAAAACAUCACUGCUCUAGAGGUGAUCUGCAUGGAGGAAUGGGCCAAAAUAGCAGCAACAGUGUGUGAAAACCUUGUGAAGACUUACAGAAAACGUUUGACCUGUAUCAUUGCCAACAAAGGGUAUAUAACAAAGUAUUGAGAAACUUUUGUUAUUGACCAAAUACUUAUUUUCCACCAUAAUUUUCUAAUAAAUUAAUGAAAAAUCCUACAACGUGAUUUCCUGGAUAUUUUUUUCUCAAUUUGUCUGUCAUAGUUGACGUGUACCUAUGAUGAAAAUUACAGGCCUCUCUCAUCUUUUUAAGUGGGAGAACUUGCACAAUUGGUGGCUGACUAAAUAAUUUUUUUCCCCACUGUAGAACUCAUUUCCCCAUAAUCCUUUGUUGUUGACAGCGUUGACCAUUUACUGUCAUUACGAUUCAGUGUAUAUUAAUGUCAAGUUUGCGUUGAAUAUCAUUGCCACGUGAAAAGAUCAUCUGUAAUCAUUGGUGUGUGUGUGUUUCAGUUUUGAGCAGUUCUGCAUUAACUACUGUAACGAGAAGCUGCAGCAGCUCUUCAUCGAGCUCACCCUCAAGUCUGAGCAGGAUGAGUACGAAGCAGAGGGAAUCACGGUGAGACUCUCUCUUUGUUUUAUCGCUCUAUCUUCUCCUCCUUCAUCCUCUCUUCUCUCUGCCUCCCCUCUCAGCCCUCCGCCUCUACUGCUCUCCUCCAUCUCUCUCUGUUCCAACUUCUCCAUCUUUUCAUUCUCCUUCUCUCUCCUCUUCCACCUCUACCUCUCUUCUCUGUCUCGUCCUGUCCUUCUCGCCAUCGGCUCUGUAUGACUGUCUACACUAUGAUUCAGGGCCCAUAUUGGCAAGGAAUCUCAGAAGAGGAGUGCUGCUGAUCUAGGAUCGGUUUAGGCUUUUAGAUCAUAAUGACUGAGAUUAUAUGAAAAGGGGGGGAACCUGAUCAUACAUCAGCACUCUUACUCUGAGACGCUUUGUGAAUACGAGCCCAUGAGGGAGCUGAGUGCAGAGGGCCGUGGGAGAGAGAUUCAUGUCCAGUUAGUCACCCGUCAAAGGGGACAUUAUUGUACAACAUGUGUAACGUGGGCUGUGUUCUGUGGUGUUUGUGAUAACAAUGUGGUGGUAAACCCAUUAAUAAUGUGGCGGUAAACUGUGUGUGUGUGUGUGUGUGUGUGUGUGGGAUCAUGUGUGUGCGACAGCAAACGGCCAUGAAGGUUUGAGUAUGACCGUAUGCAUAGUGUGGGUUCAGAAUGGCCUUCUUGUCCCGGAUUCUCAGCAUUCUGUAAAUGUUUUGUUUUACAACCGUUAAAAUGUAGAACAGUUGUUCCGUUUUCUAAACAAGCGAUUUAAAGAUGCAGUUAUGUUCCUUGCUGUCUCGCAGUGGGAGCCUGUGCAGUAUUUCAACAACAAGAUCAUCUGUGAUCUGGUGGAGGAGAAGUUCAAAGGCAUCAUCUCCAUUCUGGUGAGAAUCCGUUUCAAGCUUUAAUGUAACCCUGAGCUUUUCAAGUUGACCUUUCACCUUUCUCUCUCCUCUUGGCCCCUCUGCAUCUGGUAUAUCCUACUGUCACAGUCAACUGUCGAUCUAAUGUAUUAAUCUCUCUCUCUUUCAUUCUUUCUCUCUGUCAGGAUGAGGAGUGCCUGAGGCCAGGUGACGCUAGUGACAUCACCUUCCUGGAGAAGUUGGAGAAUACUGUGGGAGGCCACGCCCACUUGACAACGUGUGUCUAUGCACAUACAAACACACACACACACACCUCCCUCUGCUAACAGAGCAAUAGGAGUUGUCGUGAGAGCUGGCUGUCAGCCCAGUGAACACGGUUGACUUUGUCAGGACACAGAAGCACAUAGACUACAUGAAUCAACAAAGUUGUAAUGCUUUGUCUGCAGUAGUGCAUAACUAUUAAAAACAAAUAUCUAUUGGGAACAAAAUGCAUAAUAAUAAUAAUAAUAAUAAUAAUAAUAAUAUAAUAUGCCAUUUAGCAGACGCUUUUAUCCAAAGCGACUUAGUUAUGUGUGCAUACAUUUUUACGCAUGGGUGGUCCCGGGGAUCGAACCCACUACCCUGGCGUUACAACCGCCAUGCUCUACCAAUUGAGCUACAGAGGAGUUAAAGGAAAACUCCACCCAAAAACUAUCUUUUGGUAUUUGUUUCAUAGUCCCAAAAUGUUUUGCUUGUCAGCAAUCAAGUUUUGAAGAUGUGUAACUUUCAAAUUACAGAAAGAAAAUACAAAAUGCAUCAUACAGGGAUGAUUUCUCUAUUUUGAAUGUUACAUAUCUUGAAAACUUGAUUCCUGACAAGCAAAACAUUUUGGGACUAUGUCAACAAUGGACUAAUAGUUUUGUGGGUGGAGUUUUCCUUUUAAGCUGUACACAACAGAAAAUAUGUAAACAUAUGUAGUGUUCAUUAGGUACCAAAUGGAAGAACGUGUUUAAUAAGAAAUGCUUGUUUUCGUUUUCCAUUGCAAAAUGUUUUGCUACGGUGUACCCUAAUGAAUAGUAACUUAUUGUUUGUGUGUUCCUCGUAGUCACAAGCUGGCCGAUGGAAAGACCCGGAAGGUGAUGGGCCGAGAGGAGUUCAGACUGCUACACUACGCUGGAGAUGUCAACUACAACGUUAACGGUGUGUGUGUGUGUGUGUGUGUGUGUGUGUGUGUGUAACAGCAUGGUCAAUUGUUAGGGGGAAGCGAGAGUGAGAUAACCAGAGGGAGAGAAAGGAUGUUCUGUGCUUCGGUCAUUAAGUUUGUCCUUAGAUGUUCCUGUACUUCUUGUAGUUGUCUGUUUUACUGUGUGUGUAAUAAUUUUUUGCCCCAACCAUAUUUGGAGUGCAUGUGCUCUAACACUCUCUCUUCCCCCUCCAGGCUUUCUGGACAAGAACAAUGAUCUCCUCUUCAGGAACUUAAAAGAGGUGUGUGUGUGUGUGUGUGUGAGAGAGAGAGUGUUCAGGACAAAGGGGAAAUGAUUUAGAUAGGAGAUGGAUGAUAUGAUAGGAAAAUAGAUUAGACUCUCAAAGUGUAUGUAGUGUCACUGUGGUAGACUGUCUUUGUCUCUCUCUGUGUGUAUGUGAAGAGCAGUGUGGUAGUUCUAGUUAUAGUGAGUUGUACUCAUUCUGUGUGUGUUGUCCAUCCAUAGGUCAUGUGUAUGUCUGAGAAUAAGAUUCUGACCCAGUGCUUUGACCGGGCGGAGCUGAAGGACAGCAAGAGACCUGAGACGGUGAGAACAGCCAGUAGUACCAUUCAGAGGGCAAAGGUCAUAGAUACACCCAAUGGGCAUGCACCAAUACAUACAUGCAAUGUACCCCAAAGCAUACACUGAUACACAAUCACAGACCCAUGUCCUGUCUCAUACACACUUACAAACAACCACUUGUUUAUGUUCUGUGGAUCUUCCUCCAUCCACACUGAAGCCGUGGGGUAGAGUGAGUGACAGGGGAAUCUCUGCUCCCCGCUCACACACUCAGGAAUGCCCUGACACUUGGCCCAUUGGUCGAGGGUGCGUGGGUCGCUGGUGUCGAGUCCGUUGACUGUUUGUUUGCAUUGUUGACGAGACGCAUUCUCUCUCUCCGUCCCUGCCCCCAACUCUGUCACUGCCUGGGCGGUGUGACCUGCACACUGGGACCUGUGUCCUGUCCAGCCUCAGUCCUCAGUCGGGCCAGCAGCUGUCCUCUAUGCUUCUCUCCUCUCUCCUCCUCUACAUCUCUCGCUCGGUGCUCACUCUUUCUUCUUCCUUUCUGUCUCUGCCUCCAGGCAGCGACCCAGUUCAAGACCAGCCUGGCGAAGUUAAUGGAGAUCCUGAUGUCCAAGGAGCCGUCGUACGUGCGCUGCAUCAAGCCCAACGAUGCCAAGCAAGCAGGUAGGAAGGAACCGAUGCCUUGUUCGUGCUGUCAACAGGGUCGUAUUCAUUGGGGCACACCGGAGCAAAAUGUUUCCAAACAUUGUUCAACGGAAAACAAAAUGUACUUUUUUGAUUGGUCGUGGUAGUCCCGCCCUGUUUCAGUACCUUUGCUUCCAUUUGGUGCCUAAUGAAUACAGUGUUUCCCCUAUAUGCAUUUAGCAGUGGCGCACCGCUGCUGCUAAAUCGUGGCUGCCACUGCAGAAAUAUAUAUUUAUUUAUUUUUCGGGAUGGUAAACUUAAACAACUAAAACCAGAUAUAAAGUAUGUCGAAAAUAUAAUGGAGCAAUAUCUUUUUAAAUAAGAUAAUCUCUGAGAACUAACAAUCACCAAAAUAAAAACUAGACAGUCAGGGAGAAUCAAUAUAUUAUUUAAAUGGCAUGGCGUGGGGCCCCCAUUGAUUUUGUUAUGGUUAAGUAAUUCAGAUAGCAUAAGAACUGUCUUGUAUCUACGGUUCUUAAAUCUGACCUUGCGUUUUGAUUGUUUUCAGUAACAUCAAUGGUAGCACUGUACUUCACACUGCGGUUCUUAGUAUAUCGAGCUGCCCUUUGUCAAUAGAGGGCCUUUUGUCUUUCCUACUGUUGCUCUUUCUCUUCUCACUCCUAGUCUCCUUAUUGUCCAUUGUCUGCUUUUCUGGGACUAAGUCGGAUCAAUAGUGUUUUAAUUGCAUAAGCAUCACGCGUUACUGCUCCAGUAUGCUAACAACUGUAACAACAAACCAUUCAACAGAAACAAAAAUUGAAAAUGUAAAUAACAAUGUAUUGCAAUCUGAUCAGUUAGGUACUACUGUAACUCAGGCUAAUGUGGUUUCUCUCUCUCUCCCACCUCUCUCUCAGGACGGUUCGACGAGGUUCUCAUCAGGCAUCAGGUGAAGUACCUGGGUCUGAUGGAGAACCUCCGUGUGAGGAGAGCUGGCUUUGCCUACCGCCGCCACUAUGAGACCUUCCUCCAGAGGUGACUAUGGCUCUGAGCUAGACCUGCCUGGCUCUGAGCUAGACCUGCCUGGCUCAGAACUAGUCCUGCCUGGCUAAGAGCUAGACCUGCCUGGCUCUGAGCUAGACCUGCCUGGCUCAGAACUAGUCCUGCCUGGCUCAGAGCUAGACCUGCCUGGCUCUGAGCUAGACCUGCCUGGCUCAGAACUAGUCCUGCCUGGCUAAGAGCUAGACCUGCCUGGCACAGAGCUAGACCUGCCUGGCUCAGAGCUAGACCUGCCUGGCUCUGAACUAGACCUGCCUCCAUCAGGCUUAAAUGUAGUUCACUGGCAUUAUAGGUUUAUUCAAUGGCAGAUUCAUGAAUUCUGUUAGCAAAUUAAUACACUUGCAAGUGAUUGACUAAUCUCCACAACUAUUCAAAGUUAGUGAUAUAACCUAAAUUGAAUAUUUUGCAUAUAAUAUACCAGUGUGUGUGUAUAUUGUUUUGUCCGUCCCUGGCAGGUAUAAGUCCCUGUGCCCGGAGACCUGGCCUAGCUGGCAGGGCAAGCUGGCUGAUGGAGUCUCCACACUGGUCAAACACCUCGGCUACAAACCUGAGGAGUACAAACUGGGCAGGUGAGAGCAUUAUCCAGUGAAAACAGUCAUGGCGGUACACACACACACACACACACACACACGUGCUAAUUCUAGUGACAUACAUGUAUCUCCCAUUUGUUUAUCUACAUCCUAUCUCCCUAACGAGUUCAGUGCCCACUUACUGUUGAGCUAAUCCCAUAACUCUGUCUUCUCUCUGGGAAAGGCCAAAGUCAAUUAUCUCGUCAGGGCUGAACACGCCCCUGUGUGUUGUAUAAAGGCACACUGCCAGCUUAGUGGAACUCUGUUUGCUUUCCAGAUCCAAAAUCUUCAUCCGUUUUCCAAAGACCCUGUUCGCCACAGAGGACGCACUAGAAACGAGGAAACACAGCCUUGGUGAGAGAGAGAGAGUCAUGUAUCACACGGUCUAAGUUGACGCCCAUCACCUUCUGUUUGUCUGGACUGUAAUCUCUCAUCUAAGAUACAGUAAGUAGAAUAUCUGAACCCUCUGAACAUCUUUGUCUCUCUCUCUUCAGCCAGCAAACUGCAGUCAUCCUGGAAGGGCUACCGCCAGAAGACCAAAUACCGCAAACUCAGAUCAUCAGGUAGGAGGGCUACUCUUAACUUCUACGUCUAUAGGCCUAUGUGUCAGCAAGCAUUGACAUAGCUCCUCUAUACUCACUGUGCAUGUCUAUUUGAUUACUCUUGUCUUGUUCAGUUGGAUGUUGUAUUAAGUGUCUCAGAGUAGGAGUGCUGACUUCGGAUCAGUUUUUAUCACAAUGAAUAAGAUUGCAUGGACUGAAGGGACCUGAUCCUAGAUCAGCACUGCUACUCUGAGACGCUUGAUACAUAUGAGCCCAGGUCUUGAUUCUCUCGUCACUGGAUCUCAAUGAACUUGGUUAAAUAAUAAGUACAUUCAUUAAUUGUGUGUCCCUCUCCAGCGGUGGUGGUCCAGGCGUGGUGGAGGGGCAUCCUGGCCUGUAGGAGGGCACAGCGCAGGAGGCAGGCCGCCAACACCAUACGCAGGUGGGGCUCUACUGGGCACAAGUUUUAUUUAACUAGGAUGGUGAAAAGGUUCAUUCAUAUUUAUUAGCUUGCCCUAUUGUGACACUGCUCUUGGCUCAAUGGGCUCCCUUGGGUGAGUUCUACUCAUAUGGCGAAACAUGGAAAGCAUUUACCCAGACAAAAUCCACACAUGUUUUGGACCACUAUGAUAUUUGCUGUUGUGUGUAUGUAUAGAAGUUCUUAUCAAUUUGUUGAUGAAUGUGUGCAGGAAUGUUUACAAUGCUCUCUGUCUGUCUGUCUCGCUCUCUGUCUGUCUGUCUCGCUCUCGGUCUGUCUGUCUGUCUCGCUCUCUCGCUGUCUCGCUGUCUGUCUGUCUCGCUCUCUGUCUGUCUCGCUCUCUGUCUGUCUCGCUCUCUGUCUGUCUCGCUCUCUGUCUGUUUCGCUCUCUGUCUGUUUCGCUCUCUGUCUGUCUCGCUCUCUGUCUGUCUCGCUCUCUGUCUGUCUGUCUGUCUCGCUCUCUGUCUGUCUCUCAGGUUCAUCAAGGGCUUCAUCUACCGCCAUAAUGAGCGUUGUCCUGAGAAUGAGUAUUUCCUGGACUAUGUGCGAUACUCCUUCCUGAUGAAGCUGCGCAGGAACCUCCCCAAGUCAGUCCUGGACAAGAGCUGGCCCACGCCCCCGACUGCCCUCAUCGAGGUAAAACUACUUUACACAAGACACGGAACUAGUCAGUAAACAUGUCUAAUGUGUAUUCAUGUGAUAUUUGAGUGACUCAAAUAUUACAACAAAAUCUAUGGGCUAAAAACCUAGCAAAAAACAUUAGCUGACAUGGGCUAGUUGAUCUGGACAUUUCUUAUAAGUUAUAAAUAGCUCUCUAAUGUAUGCACUGACUGACAUGACGAGGAAAACUGAUGAUGCACUACUCAAUUUCGAAAUUGCACCUUGUGCAUUCUACUAUUACAAGUUGAAAGCCGGACUGACUUCCUGUAAAAAAAUAAAUAGAAGUGUGUGUAUAUAUAUAUAUAUAUAUAUAUAUAUAUAUAUAUAUAUAUAUAUAUAUAUAUAUAUAUAUAUAUAUAUAUAUAUAUAUAUAUGUAUAUAUAUAUAUAUAUAUGUAUAUAUAUAUGUAUAUGUGUGUGUGUGUGUGUAUAUAUACACAUAUAUGUAUGUGUGUGUGUGUAUAUAUGUAUGUGUGUAUGUGUAUGUGUAUGUGUGUGUGUGUGUGUGUAUUGUAUGGUGUAGCGUUAAGAUUUCCCUUCACUGGAAUUAACGGACCUAGCCCAUGAAAAACAGCCCCAGACCAUUAUUCCUCCUCCACCAAACUUUACAGUUGGCACGAUGCAUUGGGGCAGGAAGCGUUCUCCUGGCAUCCGCCAAACCCAGAUUUGUCCGUUGGACUGCCAGAUGGUGAAGCGUGAUUCAUCACUCCAGAGAACGCGUUUCCAUUGCUCCAGAGUCCAAUGGCCGCAAGCUUUACACCACUCCAGCCGACGCUUGGCAUUGCGCACGGUGAUCUUAGGCUUGUGUGCGGCUGCUCGGCCAUGGAAACUCAUUUUAUGAUGCUCCCGACGAACAGUUCUUGUGCUGACGUUGCUUCCAGUGGCAGUUUGGAACUCGGUAGUGAGUGUUGCAACCGAGGACAGACGAUUUUUACGCGCUACGUGCUUCAGCAUUCGUCGGUCCCGUUCUGUGAGCUUAUGUGGACUACCACUUCGCGGCUGAGCCAUUGUUGCUCCCAUACAUUUCCAUUUUACAAUAACAGCACUUACAGUUGACCGGGGCAGCUCUAGCAGGGCAGAAAUUUGACGAAUUUACUUGUUGGAAAGGUGGCACGUUGAAAGUCACUGAGCUCUUCAGUAAGGCCAAUCCACUGCCAAUGUUUGUCUAUGGAGAUUGCAUGGCGGUGUGCUCGAUUUUAUACCCCUGUCAGCAACGGGUGUGGCUGAAAUAGCCGAAUCCACUAAUUUGAAGAGGUGUCCCCCCCCGCCGACCCCUCGCGCCCCCCAUUUUGGAACCACUGAUGUAGGCUACAUUGAAAUAAUUUUGUCUAAAUUGAGGCAUUUUUCUUGAUGACAUGUCUGAGUUGUUAAAAUAGUACGUGACAAGUCAUUCUCCGUCCAAUAGGCUUCAGAACAGCUACGUAAACUGUACAUGCAGAACAUGGUGUGGGGCUACUGCAAGAGGAUCAACCCAGAAUGGAAACACCAGGUAUAUAGCAUACAAUAUUAUAGCAUAUUAUAGAAUAUGAUUUGUUAGUAUAGUAGUACAUUUUGAUAUCUUACAAAUGGAUGUGUAUUACAUCUCAGAACUUCAAAAACUGUCAAUGUGGAGUGGUCUCCUGCUACUUCACCAAUGUAACUUUUCUCAAAACUGUUUGUCCAUUCUCUGUCUGUCAAUGAAGUUGGAGCAGAAAAUGGUGGCCAGUGAGAUCUUCAAAAACAAGAAGGACAACUACCCCCAAAGUGUCCCAAAGCUCUUUCUGGGCACAAGACUCAGUAUGUGCCUUGAUAAACACAGACACACACACACGCAUGCAUGCACUCACGUGCACACACAAAUACACACACACCUAACACUCUUCCUGUGCCUCUCUCUCCUCAGAUGGAGAGGAGAUUAACCCCAAGGUGUUGCAGUCACUUGGCAGUGAGAAGAUGAAGGUUAGUACAGUACUAGUGUGUUAAUAUGGUCAUUCAAUUCUCUACUUGGGAUUUACGUAGGGUUGCAUACUUGUCUUAAUAUACUCAAUACAGUAUAUUAAAGUGUUAUUGAUUCUUAACUCUGAUCAUGUCUGUGGCAUGGCUGGUCUAGCCUAACGGUUAGUGUCGCUGCCUACAGCUCCAAUGACACACCCUCUGUCUAUCUUUCCCACGAUCUCUCCUCUGUCCAAUAAAAUACAAAAUCCUUUUAAAAAUGUAUAUUUAAAACGCUAACAAUGUCCCCCUCCCACUCCUCAGUAUGCAGUCCCAGUGACCAAGUACGACAGGAAGGGCUACAAGGCGCGACCAAGGCAGCUGCUGCUCACCUCCAACAGUGCCGUCAUCGUGGAGGAGGCUAAGCUCAAGCAGCGCAUCGACUACGCUGCCCUCAAAGGUCAGCGGUCACAUGGUUCGGGGGAGAGGAUGGAUUGGGGUCAAUGCCAUUUCUGUUUACUUCCUAAAUUGACUGAAUUGAAAUGGGAAUUGACCCCCGCCCUCGGUUACUGUUGUCUGGGGUCCUUACAGACGCCACGCUGAAUUGGUCUGAGUGAUGCUCAUAGUUCUCCCAUUGACCAUUUCUCUCCCCUGUCUCUCCGUCCUCAGGUAUCUCAGUCAGCUCUCUCAGUGAUGGCGUCUUUGUACUACACGUGCCCACUGAAGACAAAAAACAAAAGGUGAGGCAGAGCAGUCGACCUCCGCUCUAUCUUACACGGUCAUAACAUGGUCAUAACCCCAUUACACACAGGUUAUUACAUACUUAACCGAUGCCUCUGUUAGGUGUAGUAGUGAAGUAGCCUGAUCCCAGAUCUGUUUGUGCUGGCUUGCCAACACCUAUUGUCAUUGUCACGCCAAACACAAACAGAUCUGGGAGUGGCUAGUAGUGAAGCUGUAGCGUUGUAACUCCUCUCCUGUCUCCUCUGGUCUGUAGGGAGAUGUGGUGCUUCAGAGUGACCACAUCAUCGAGACCCUGACCAAAGUGGCCAUUUGUGCUGACAAGGUCAACAGCAUCAACAUCAACCAGGGAAGGUGAGUUGUUGCACUGUCACAGGCCGUGGUCGGAUAGUCGAUGGAUGGCAUGUCAUUCUGUCUGUGGUAUUGCUCUCACUUUAUUUGGAUAGUCCAUCUGUAGAUACUGAUACCUGGAACUAGAUAAGCCAUAUACUGUGUUUAUCAGCGGCAUGUCAGUUUUCAUAGAAAAAGAGCUGUACGUUUCUAACAUAUACUGUUCAGAUUCAACCCUCAGACAUCCUUUACAAAUGAAGGAUUUGUGUUUAGUGAGUCCGCCAGAUCAGAGGCAGUAGGGAUGACCAGGGAUGUUCUCUUGAUAAGUGCGUGAAUUUGACUAUUUUCCUAUCCUGCUAAGCAUUCAAAAUAUAACGAGUACUUUUGGGUGUCAUGGAAAAUGUAUGCAGUAAAAAGUACAUUAUUUUAUUUAGGAAUGUAGUGGAGUAAAAGUUGUCAAAAAUAUAAAUAGUCAGGUAAAGUACAGAUACCCCAAAAAACGACUUAAGUAAGAAUACUUGAAAGUACUACUUAAGUACUUUACACCACUGCACACCAGUGCAUCAAGUGACGUUAGGGGGUUAAAUUGCUUACAUGGAAUUCUACCACCAGCUGACAGGACUUGAAUUCAUAGACACCAGCGAUACAUCACCAUCUGAUUUAAUUUAAUUUGAUAGAAAACAAUUAUCUUUUGACUGUAAAUGAACUGCACCUCAUCUCUUCCUUCUCCAUCUCUCUUUCUCUCUCUCUCCCAGUAUAACUUUCACAGUGGGCCAAGGUAAAGAAGGGAUCAUAGACUUCACGUCUGGCUCUGAGCUGCUGGUUGCCAAGGCGAAGAAUGGCCACCUCUCAGUGGUGAGUCGGAAUAACGGGAGGAUGUAAACCAUCAGUCCUCCACUACAGGACUAAUACAGUAGGUUGGAACAUCAAUACUGCAUGAUUGGAGUCAGAGUUGAUUUGAUUAUUGGAGUCCUGCACUAGUGUCUAUAAAAGCUAACUGUACUGUACUUUUUAAGCUGAUUUGUUUUGUUAAUGUCCCCUGUAAAACUGUACAUUGAUUUUCAUUGUAGGGGUAUCUCAGGUAGAGACCAUUUUGUUCUGCAUGUUUACAUUGUAAAGAUAACUUUAAUCAAUCGUUGAUUGAUUGGUUAAGAUAACUUAUUUUGUAAUGGUUACCUCUGAUGUCUUCCCUGAACUGUUUCAGACUGCCCCUCGACUGAACUCAAGAUGAUAGACAUGACUGAUCAUCUGACCACGCCAAGGAAGUACUUCAUGGAAUACGCUCCUAUUCACCAAUCACAACCGCAGACCAUUCUCUGCCUAAGCCAAUCAAAUGCCAGCUCUCGCUACAGGAAUGGCAUGUGCUUCCAAUUAAGAAAAAGUCCAGCGAUUAAUUAAUUGAUAUUUAUAUAUUUUGGGGAUUAAUACUUGUUGUUAUUUGAAUAUUACGAUUUUAUAUAUGAAGCCAAGGAAUAACAAUGUUUUGGUGCAUUUUUCCUGCACUACUUAUGUUUGUCUUGCUUAAUUUGGGAACAUGACCAAGCAGUCAAUGAGGUUGUAAUGGGUCUUCUUUGCUUUUUCUUUCCGUCAUUCUUUUUUCACAAUAUUUUCUCUGUUCAGCAAUUUAGACUUUGCACCCUCUCUGAUACUACUCUUUAACUGUUUGGGACAGAAGCUUUUGUUAAAGUGGAGAUGCAGUACAUGGCUGAUGGUAUGUAGGCUAGGUUUGUUAUAAACUAAUGAGGAGCAGGGAGUUUGAGAGAGAAGUUCAUAAGGAAGAAUUAUGUUUUCAAACUUGUGUUGACUAGGACACAAUACUCUGAGGUUUUUGAUCCGAAGGGAUAUCAACAGAGAAGUCAUGUGGGUGUGUGACCUUUGACCCAGAGCAUACUGGCCAGAAUGUAGAGUACAUUUGGUCUGUGCAGUGCCAUCGAUCACUAAAUCAUUCUUUGAUGUAUAUAUCAUGGAGCCCAAAUGAAAGCGUAAACCAAAGCAUUUUGGUGAGCAGAAAUUAUUUAUAAUUGAUUUAUAAUGGAAACACCAUAGUGAAUGGUCUUAACAAAAUAUAUAUAUAUAUAUAACAGAGAUAAAGGAAAAAGGAGGUGAGGAAGAAAUGAGGAAAAAGGCAAGAGAAAGAAAAUGGCGGGGGAAAGAAUAGAAAACUGUUUUGUCUUUGCAUUUAUCUCUUGUUUGAACCCAGCAAUUGUGCCUUUCUCCUUUACUAAGUUAUUAUUAAUGGAUUAUUUAUAUGUUGAUACACCAAUUAAACAAUGACACGUUGGGGAUGACAUUGAGUCCACUGUUGUUAGAGCCAGAUAUGUCUUGUGUACCCUCAGGAUGGCCUAGAAGAAGACGAUUCAGAGAGAAAGACAAAUGCAUACUGUACACACACAUAUUUCACUCCAAGUUAAACCUGUAGAGUUGACGCUUUUGGGAAACAUGCUAUGAUCCAUUUGCUUUCCUUUGUGUCAAGUUUCCAGGCUGUCAUUUUCUCUGGAUAUGUGUAGCAGCUCUUGUCAGGCUAUAGUAGUAGUCAGAACAAGGUUCACUACUUCUUUUACCACAUUUAACAUUACUUUCCUGAUGAGGAUUUUUGUGCUAGCUUUGUGACAGGGACAAUGGUAUAGACAAAUGCACUAAAGAUUGAUAUAUAAUCUAUCCACAGUGUUAGGCUAUAAUACAGCCAAAAUUAUACUGGUGUAUCUACAACAUACAGCCCAGCCCUCUCAACAUGCUAUAAUUUUUUUUAUUGGCACUUCCAAACCCAGGUCUUCAAGAGAGAUGCACUGCAUUAAAGUGCAGUUAAUGCAGCCAAGUCUUUUCCUGGUGUUUAAUACCUACAUCAUAGGACAUACACAUAGCCAAAAGUGUUCUUCACAGAAAGAACAUGGAUCAACGGUAACAUCCUUAGGAACACUUAGCAAUCUUUGUAACAAGCUAGAGGUGUAUUGGUAUGACCCACGUGACACUACAGUUCAUAGAUUUUAGUUUUAAUCUACACACCUCUCCCCAGCUGACUUUCUGAGCUACGUUUCACUCUUCACAUUUCUGCGCUACUUCUUCUUUGCUUUCCUCCCUCUACGACCCAGCCUCUGAACAGUAUACAGCUGACAACCCAAUGAAUGAACGGUAAGACAGGUGCAAUAUGCCUAAAUAAAGGUGUGCUACUGCACUGACACUAGCUAAAGAAGCAAUAGUGGAUGUAAUGUCUGUUAAUUGUCUGUUGUAUGAUUAUAUGUCAAUUAAAGCAUUUUUUUUUUUCCUGGUGGGAGAUGUGUGUUUGGUUAGCCUGGUCCCAGAUCGGUUUGUGCUGUCAUGCUAAUGCCAGACAGCACCAACAGAUCUGGGACCAGACUAUUGUGUUCUGUGCUCUAAGAAGAGAUUUGAGCCAAGUGAGGAUUUGUGAAAGUGUAACAUGCAUUUUGUCUUGUUCAAAAACUGUAUGUUGCUAAUGUGCCUUGAGUUUGUAAGAAAUACAACCAAUUUUGUAUGGAAUUCAGUGACAAAUACCUCCUUGACGAUGUCACUUAUUCCAGAGUAAAAAAAAAUAUAUAUAUACCAAAAAAUCUGAUUAUUCCUUUAAAAUGUCAUAGAACCUUCUCUGUAAAGCCUGUCUCAAACCAAAUCCUAUGUUUAAUAAUUUACAAUACACAUGUUAUCAGUCCUGAGUUACCGUAUGCACCAUCAUGUAGAAUUAGACCAACACACUAAAGAUUAAAUACUAAAAUGUCAAAAUAAACUUAAAUGAUUCUGUCUGGGUCCUUCAUUACAAACUUCC
This is a messenger RNA of Coregonus sp. 'balchen', 41701 nucleotides long. The record is from the annotation of a GenBank genome assembly. NCBI's taxonomy places the organism in Eukaryota, Metazoa, Chordata, Actinopteri, Salmoniformes, Salmonidae.